AUGACGACGAAGGACUAUUCGACAGCCAAGGAUGGCACCAAGAUCGUCAGCCUCGAUCCAUGGCUGGAGCCAUUUGCGGACCCGCUUCGGUCUAGAUAUGCCCUCUACAAGAAGUGGGUCGACAGCAUUGAGUCCAGCGAAGGCGGGCUUGCAAAGUUCUCGCAGGGCUACCUCAAGAUGGGCUUCCAGGUCGAUCAGAAUUCGCAGGCCGUCACAUACCGCGAGUACGCUCCUGGCGUGCAGAAGGCAUACCUCAUCGGCGACUUCAAUGGCUGGAACAGGGAUUCGCACCCCAUGACCAGGGACGACUUUGGCGUAUGGGCUCUGACGUUGCCACCAGGGCAGCAUGGGCAAUGCGCAAUUCCACACAAGUCCAAAGUCAAGCUCUCGAUGAUCACGCCCAGCGGCGAACGGAUCGAGAGACUGCCGGCGUGGAUCAAAUACGUCACACAGGACCUCAGUGUCUCGCCCGUGUACGAUGCGGUUUUCUGGAAUCCACCCGCGAACGAGCUGUACCACUUUAGGCACCCUCGUCCUCCGAAGCCGACAAACCUCAAGAUCUACGAGGCUCAUGUGGGCAUUGCCUCGCCAGAGCCUAAAGUUGCAAGCUACAAGGAAUUUACCGCCAACAACCUACCUCGAAUCAAAGAAUUGGGGUACAACGUUGUUCAGCUCAUGGCCGUUCAAGAGCAUGCCUAUUACGGAUCAUUUGGAUACCAGGUGACGAACUUCUUCGCCGCCAGCAGCCGUUAUGGCACGCCAGAAGAGCUCAAGGAGCUUAUCGAUGUCGCUCAUUCCAUGGGCAUCACCGUACUCCUCGACAUCGUCCACUCACACGCAUGCAAAAACGUGCUCGAUGGACUUAACAUGUUUGACGGCACAGACUACUGCUACUUUCACGAAGGCGCAAAGGGUAGGCACGAGCUGUGGGAUAGCCGCCUCUUCAACUAUGGCCACCACGAGACACUCCGUUUCCUGUUGAGCAACUGCCGUUGGUGGCUCGACGAGUUCCAAUUUGAUGGCUUCCGAUUCGAUGGGGUGACGAGCAUCCUCUAUACCCAUCACGGCAUUGGGACAGGAUUCUCGGGAGGCUACCAUGAGUACUUUGGGCCAUCGGUGGACGAAGAAGGCGUGGUCUACCUGAUGCUGGCAAACGAAAUGAUCCACAAGAUUUUGCCCGAAGCCAUCACAGUGGCUGAGGACGUCUCUGGCAUGCCCGGCCUCUGCAGGCCUGUCGAGGAAGGAGGCGUUGGCUUCGACUACCGAUUGAGCAUGGCGGUGCCGGACAUGUGGAUCAAGCUGCUCAAGGAGACGCGCGACGAAGACUGGGACUUUGGCAACAUCUGCCACACCCUCACCAACCGACGCCACCUGGAGAAGUCGAUUGCUUAUGCCGAGUCGCACGAUCAGGCCUUGGUCGGCGACAAGACGAUUGCCUUCUGGCUUAUGGACAAGGAAAUGUACACCAAUAUGUCAGACCUCACCGAGCGCACUCCCAUCAUCGAUCGAGGUCUGGGCCUGCACAAAAUGAUCCGUCUCCUCGUUCACGGUCUCGGCGGCGAAGGCUAUCUCAAUUUCAUCGGAAACGAGUUCGGACAUCCAGAGUGGCUAGACUUCCCGACGGCUGCCAACGGAUCGUCAUUCCACCACGCUCGAAGGCAGUUCAACCUCGUCGAUGACGACCUGCUCCGUUACAAGUAUCUCUAUGCCUUUGACAAGGGUAUGAACAAUCUUGAAGAGCGCUUCAAGUGGCUUGCCGCACCUCAGGCGUACAUCUCGCUCAAGCACGAAUCGGAUCGGGUUGUCGCCUUUGAACGCGCCGGUGCUCUAUUCAUCUUCAACUUCCAUCCCAACAAGUCCUACACCGACUACCGAAUCGGCGUCGAUGUCGCAGGCACCUAUCGUAUCGCCCUCGACUCUGACGAGACACGCUUCGGCGGGCACGGCCGCAUCGAUCACGCCGCCAGCGAAUUCUUCACGACACACAUGGAGUGGAACGGAAGGCGCAACUUCGUGCAGGUCUACUUGCCGUCGAGGACCUGCCUUGUGCUGGGAAAAGUGGCCUAA
Messenger RNA from Acaromyces ingoldii, 2067 nucleotides. RefSeq names its product glycoside hydrolase family 13 protein. The record is from RefSeq and is a predicted model, not a curated record. The transcript has 7 exons. Lineage: Eukaryota; Fungi; Basidiomycota; Exobasidiomycetes; Exobasidiales; Cryptobasidiaceae. Gene Ontology annotation, molecular function: cation binding; 1,4-alpha-glucan branching enzyme activity; hydrolase activity, hydrolyzing O-glycosyl compounds. Gene Ontology annotation, cellular component: cytoplasm. The coding region runs from base 1 to 2067 and encodes 688 amino acids. Gene Ontology annotation, biological process: glycogen biosynthetic process.